UUUUUGUGAAUUGAAUGAAAAAUGUGGCAAUAUUUAUAGUAUAUAUAUUGUGUCAUACAUACUACCAAACUUCAUCAAGUCAAUUCAGCUUUACCUUUUAAGACGCAGCCAUUCCUCAUCAUGUUUCUAGUAAAUACUACUAAAUGAAUGAAUCUUAAUCUCAUCAAAAUCAACCUAAUCUUUUCUUCUCCAAAAACAUCUUAACUUCACAAUCUUAGUAACCAUAAUCAAUGUCUUUUCUCUUAAUCCUCAACAUAACACUAUUAUUAUUAGUUUUGUUUUCAGUUACACUUUCAUCAUCAUCAUCAUCUUCAACUGAAUUUGUCUAUAACAGAAACUUCAACUCAACAAACAUAAACAUUUAUGGAAAUGCAACAAUUCAAAACUCAAUUCUCACUCUUACAAACCAAACAUUCUUUUCAAUUGGUCGUGCUUUUUACCCUCAAAAACUACCUACAAAACAAAACAAAAAUUCUUCAAUUUUUCUUCCUUUUGCAACAUCUUUCAUAUUCUCAAUUUCUCCAUGCAAAAAUUUCCCAGUUGCUCAUGGUUUUGCUUUCAUUUUCUCACCUUCAAUGGUAAUCAAUGGAGCACUAUCAGGAAAUUAUCUUGGACUGUUUAAUAGAUCAAGUUCAGGUGAUGAUUCUAACCAUGUUUUUGCUGUUGAAUUUGAUGAUUUUAGAAAUGAAGAAUUUGAAGAAGUUAAUGAUAAUCAUGUUGGUGUUGAUUUGAAUUCAAUGAUUUCUAAGUAUUCUGAACCUGCUGAAUUUUGGGGUGGAAAAAAUGGUGAAAAUUUGGAAAAAUUGAAACUUUCUAGUGGUGAAAAUUAUCAAGUUUGGAUUGAAUUUAGGGAUUUUGAAAUUAAUGUUACUAUGGCUCCGGCUGGGAAAAGAAAACCUAAAAAGCCUUUGAUUAGUAAGCCUAUUAAUUUUUCUAGGGUUUUUUUGGAUGAAAUGUAUGUUGGAUUUUCUGGAUCAACUGGGAAAAUGGUUGAUACUUGUAGAAUUUUGGCUUGGAGUUUUAGUCAUUCAAAUUUUUCGAUCGGUGAUGCUUUGAAUACUAAGCAUUUACCUAACUAUGUGAAUCCAAAGAAAUUCAUGUAUAAAUCUAAGGUUUUCAUUAUAGGUGUGAUUUUCGGUUUAGUUUUAGUCUUCGGUUGUUGCAGUUUGGUUUUAUUCAUUUUGAUGAGAAAAAGAAAGGAAGAAAAAGAGGGAGAAUUUGAAGAUUGGGAAUUGGAAUAUUGGCCUCAUAAGAUUAGCUAUAAGGAGAUUUGUGAUGGAACAGGUGGAUUUUGUGAAGAGAAUGUGAUAGGGAUUGGAACAAGUGGGAAAGUAUAUAAAGGAGUUUUGAAAGGCGGAGAAGAAGUCGCAGUGAAGAGAUUCAAUCAUGAUACUCAACAUGGAAUGCGAGGCUUUUUAGCAGAGAUUUCGAGUUUAGGAAGAAUGAAACAUCGAAACUUGUUGGGUUUCAAAGGUUGGAGUAAAGGAAAAGGAGGGAAAUUGAUAUUGGUUUAUGAUUACAUGGAGAACGAGAGUUUAGACAAAAGAAUCUUCGAGUGUGAAGAGACCAAGUUGCUUAAUUGGGAACAAAGAAUAAGAGUUUUGGAAAAUGUAGCUAGUGGAGUUUUAUAUCUACAUGAAGGUUGGGAAUUUGAGGUUUUGCAUAGAGAUAUAAAAGCAAGUAAUGUACUUCUUGACAAAGAUAUGAAUGCAAAAAUCGGUGAUUUUGGACUUGCUAGAUUGCAGCAUCAAGAACUAGUAACUGACACAACAAGAGUGGUAGGCACUUUAGGGUACAUGGCACCGGAAUUAGUCAAAGUUGGUAAACCUUCAACUGCAACUGAUGUUUAUAGUUUUGGAAUAUUGGUUUUAGAAGUUGUUUGUGGUAGAAGACCAAUUGCAAUGGAUGAGCCACCAUUGGUUGAAUUGGUAUUUUCUCUUAUGGAGAAAGGUGAGUUAAGUAAUGCAAUCGAUGAACGUUUGAUGAGACAAAUAGAGUGUAAAUAUAACAUCGUGGUCGCUGAGAGAUUGCUUCAUUUGGGUUUGUUAUGUGCUAGUUUUGACCCUUGUGUUAGGCCUACAAUGAGACAGGUUGUGAAAGCUCUGGAGGGUGUAAAAUGCACUGAGUGUAAUGAAGAAUGUGUUCAUGUGAGUCUUAUUAGAAAAAUAAACUCAGCAGCAUCUUGGUCUAAGAGUUCUACCGAUUCUGCACGUGUAAAUUUUCCUACCCUUGAUGACAUUUUACCAUAUAAAUAUUUUUCUGGAGAUUCUUUAAGUGUAUCGUGUUUCAGCGUAGAGCCGAUAUCUGAUUCUCUCUCCGAAGGAAGGUGAGAACUGAAGUUGAGCAAGUAAACCAGGUAGCAUUUUCCAAUGUUUGUAUAAGCAAGAGUUCUUGGAUUAGAAUCCAAAAUCUCUAUUUGACUAACCAUAGUUUUUAUGUAACUUUUUCAUUACCACUUGUAUCAUAAAUAUUUGAAGUCUAAACAUUAAGGAUAUUAUUUCCUUAUCAUUGUUGUAAUUGUCAUUAUUAAUGGAAAUCUUUUCAGUAUUGUUGUAAUUAUCAUUAUUAAUGGAAAUCUUUUCAAUAU
This is a messenger RNA of Trifolium pratense (red clover), 2587 nucleotides long. RefSeq names its product probable L-type lectin-domain containing receptor kinase VII.2. Gene Ontology annotation, cellular component: plasma membrane. NCBI's taxonomy places the organism in Eukaryota, Viridiplantae, Streptophyta, Magnoliopsida, Fabales, Fabaceae. The record is from RefSeq and is a predicted model, not a curated record. The transcript has a single exon. Bases 231 to 2330 code for a protein of 699 amino acids. Gene Ontology annotation, biological process: protein phosphorylation. Gene Ontology annotation, molecular function: ATP binding; protein kinase activity; carbohydrate binding.